Besnoitia besnoiti is the source of this 1179-nucleotide messenger RNA. RefSeq names its product cytochrome b5 family heme/steroid binding domain-containing protein. Gene Ontology annotation, molecular function: heme binding. The coding region runs from base 1 to 1179 and encodes 392 amino acids. NCBI's taxonomy places the organism in Eukaryota, Apicomplexa, Conoidasida, Eucoccidiorida, Sarcocystidae. The transcript has 4 exons. The record is from RefSeq and is a predicted model, not a curated record.
AUGGACUCUUCACUGGCAUCCGCUUCUUCCGCGCCCGUCGGCACCGGCGGACGCUUCACAGUCUCCCUGCUGGAGCGGCUUCCGUCCCUCGCCGAGUCUCCGCCCUCCACCGCGCGGUUUCGAGUCUUGGAGAAGAUUUCUUACGUGUGGCAGCGGCACGAGCGAGAAGGGUGGGCGCUCGCGGAGGAGUUUGAGCGGAAAAUGACCGCACUUCUUCUCUCGGAUGCGCCCCGAGGCGCUCAGGCGACGCCUCGACUGGUGGUGCAAGUUGGAGCUAUGGACGGCCAAGUCUCGGAGCCUCUCUCCGAUCUUCAGUCUCUCUUCUCCGCCCAGUCCCCCCCCAGCCACGUCUCCGUCUUCCUUGACUCUUCUCCCUCUUCGGAUUCGUCCCCGUCGCCUGCGCGGACUCCUGACAGUCCGCUGCGCUCCUUCUUCUCACCGUCCCUUCCCUUUAGGCUUCCAGUCUCCUCCGCGCUCUCCCCUGCGCUCGCGGUCGCCUCUCCAGCAGCCGUGCCCGCGUCUGACAGCCCAACCGACUCGGCGGCGUCUUCUCCGCCGCCUUCCGUCGCGGCUGCUGCUCCUGCUGUGUCAUCGCUCUCGCCUUCCCCCCCUCAGCUCGUCGUCUACCCGCCGAGCCCCCGCAGUGCCUCAGAGCCGGCGCCUGCUUCCCGGGGCGACGCAGAAGCGGCUGCCGCUUCCUGUGCACCUGCGGCCUCUGGGCUCUCUUCUGCUUUCUCGCUCUCGGCGCCGUCGGCCGCCGGCGGGGCGAGCAAAGACAAAGCACACCGCCGAAAAGCAGCAAAUGGAUCUCUCAGCGACAGAGGAGGAUCACGAGCGAGUUCUCAGGGUCUGCUCGUUCCCAAGGGCUGCGGAGUGGGUAGCCAGGCGCGCUUCCGCGAUCUGAUGGAAAUGGACAAAGGACGUAAGGCCGCCCUGGCUGGCGUUCGUCGCCGGAUCUCGCUCGAAGAACUGGCGCGACAUCGCACGCGAGAGGAUCUCUGGGUCGCGCUCGACGGCAUCGUCUACGACAUCAGCUCCUACGUCGCCUUCCAUCCCGGCGGCGCGCGGAUUCUCGUUGAGCACGCUGGGCGGGACAUUUCAGAAGUUUUCCGCCGCUACCACGCCUGGGUUAAUGCGCAGCACAUCCUCGAGUAUAACCAAGUCGGCGUUCUGGAGUGA